This is a messenger RNA of Plectropomus leopardus (leopard coralgrouper), 2819 nucleotides long. It is a transcript of the gene golga5, whose product is annotated as golgin A5. Gene Ontology annotation, cellular component: Golgi cisterna; Golgi membrane. The record is from RefSeq and is a predicted model, not a curated record. Gene Ontology annotation, biological process: Golgi organization; retrograde transport, vesicle recycling within Golgi. Lineage: Eukaryota; Metazoa; Chordata; Actinopteri; Perciformes; Serranidae.
GCAGCGCUUCCUGGUCCACGUAUUGAGAUGAUCACAAAUAUCCUCUUUGACAGAUAAUGACAUUUGACCGUGUUUAUACAAACAGUUUUUUCCCGUUCAUGCUCACCAGUUAAGCCCCGGCGGUAGCCAGCUGACCGGAGACAUUUGGACAUUUGGACGUCGUCUCAAAACGGACCCAAAAUGUCUUGGUUUGCUGAGUUGGCUGGAAAAGCUGAAGACUUCCUGAAUAAAGUGGACCAAGGAGCUGCCACCGCCCUGACCAAAAAACAGGAGAGAACAUCCUCCUUUUCAUCAUCUUAUGGAGUCGAACCAAUCGUCAAACCUGAGUACGACGCUGCAUACAACACCCACGCAGCUGUGACACACCAUGAAUAUGCAUCCUCUGAUGCUGCUCAGAGCUACAUCUCCGCAGCAGCUGGCAACAUCAAGAGAUCCAGCGCGACCCUGCUGGCUGGUACUGCCAACAUUCCCAGUGUCCCCUCUGGUUCUGGCAGCGGGGCCUCCAACUCUGCCAAAGCCUCAUCUGGCUUUGUGAGGCCCAGAAAGAGCGAGCAGGAUGUGGAUGACGACAUGCUCUUUAACUUUCUGAACAGCUCCGACCCUCCAGCCAGCAACAGGAGGGAUUCAAGAAGAGAUCUUGUGAAAGUGGCAGCUCCGGUUACUGAGGCCCAAAACCCAACACCUCCUCCCUCCGCUGCUCCUCAUAUCCCCUCUGUCCCGUCGACGCCCCCCUCAACCCGGGGUGUAUCCAGGGCCUCAAGCAUGAGCUCACUGUCUGCUCACAGCAUCAAAACAUCAGAGGAGAGCUCUGCAAAAGACCCAAGCCAAGACACACCUGAGAGUUCAGACUCAGGCCUGGCUGUCCCUCAAGAGUCCAGCAGACAGGAGCCUCCUGCUCUUCCUCCUCCACCUCCCACAGAGGAGCCACAGAGCCAGAUCCUGUCCAGUCUGCGUCUGGAGAACCAGCUCCUGCGCAGUGAGGUGUCCUCCCUCAACCAGGAGAUGGCUUCAGUCAUCCAGAGAGCAAAAGACUUACAAGACGAGUUGAACCAGGCCCGCAUGCGUGCAGACAGAUGGAACUCGGAGCAGUCUCAGACCGACCGGAUGGUACGGGAGCUUCGGUCAAAGGUUGAUGACCUAACAGAGGCCCUUUCUGCCAAAGAUGGUCAACUCGCAGUCCUAAAAAUCAGGCUUGAUGAAGCCGAUCAGAUGCUGAAGUCCCGCAGUGCCGCAUUAGAGGAGGCACAGAAGGAACGCUCAAGAAUCAUGCAGGACCACACAGAGGGGAGCAGCUUGCAGUCCCAAGCUCUUGAAACGAUACAGGAGAGGCUGCGAGAGGCUGAGCUGGGCCUCAGGAGGGAACAGGACAACUACCGGCAGAUGCAGAGUGAGUAUGCUGGCCGCCUGUCCAAAGCGGAGGCUGAGAGGCAGACCCUCGCAGAGACGGUGACUGCAGCAGAGCGGCGAGCUGCAGAGGAGAGGCUCAGGGUCGAAGACCUCCAGCAGCAACUGAAAAGUGCCAAAGCUGCAGCUGAGACCGCCAAACAGGAGUUACAGGACUACAAGCACAAAGCUUCACGCAUCCUACAAUCCAAAGAAAAGCUAAUCAGCAGCCUGAAGGAGGGAUCUGGUCUGGAGACGGUGGACGGCAGCGGGGCCAUGGCUCUGGAGCUGGAGGACUUGCGUCAUGAGAGGGAAAUGCAGAAGGAGGACAUCCAAAAACUACAGGGGCAAGUGCACACGCUUCGAAUAGAAAUACAGGAUCUGGAGAAUCAAGCCGUGACGGAGGCGGAGACAUGGCGGGAUCAGCUGCUCCAGCUAGAGGAGCAACUGGUCCUACAGAGCAGAGCGAAGCAGGAGGUGGAGGCUGAGGUCGAGCGCUACAAACAGGAGCUGCAGUACCUGGAGGAAGAGCAACAUCGAGCCAAAACCACUCUGCAGAGCAGAAUCAAGGACAGAGAAGAUGAAAUCCAAAAACUCAGGAACCAGUUGACCAACAAAACUCUCAGCAGCAGCAGCCAAACAGAGCUGGAGAAUCGUCUCCACCAGCUGACGGAGACGCUGAUCCAGAAGCAGACGAUGCUGGAGGCUCUGGGCACGGAGAAAAGCUCUCUGGUCUUCCAGCUGGAGCGUCUGGAGCAGCAGCUGAAGAACUCUCAGGGAGGACAGAGCGGCGGGCCGAGCAUCAACAUGAGCGGUCUGGAGGGACCAGUGGCCCGACAAAGAAACACACCCGUCCUUUUCAGUGAUCAGGACAGUCCAGGAGUGUAUGGCAAAGUACGCAAGGCAGCCAGCACCAUCGACCGCUUCAGCAUCAGACUGGGCAUCUUCUUGAGGCGUUACCCUAUGGCCAGAGUUUUUGUUAUCCUGUACAUGGCGGUACUGCACCUUUGGGUCAUGAUUGUUCUGCUGACUUACACACCAGAAAUGCACCAUGGUCACCCUGAUGGAAGAUAGGAGGCUUAAAAUUUAGCGUUUGGUGUUUAAAAGAUGUUUGUUCUCAGGCCUUGUAAGGAUGGUACAAGCUGCUGAAAAAUGGGCUCUGGGUCCUGACUCUCCCUGAUUUGCACAGAAAUGCUAUGAAUUAAAGACAUUUCCUCUGAUUUAUCCUUUAUUUUUUACAACUGAAGAUUUAAAACUGAGAGCUGCAUUGUGUUUUAAAUGUUAACAGAGUGAUAUAUUGUAUUGGUGGUCUGCUGAAAGGAAUCAAAGGUGAUCUCACAUCUGUUUCUUCUCAUUAUCUGCUUUCAGACCUCUUGUCUCUUGAGAGAUUGUAUUUAACACUAUGUAAAAAAAAAAGAAUCUUUUAAUAAAGAAGU